UUUGAAUUCUAAACAUAAGUUGAAAUUGACCAUAAUAGCAGGAGAUGGAAAUGGAAGUAGCUAAAUCACCCCACCCCAAUUAAAUAAUAAUAACAAUCAAGUAUUACCCUCCAACUUCUCCAACCAGUUUCUAUAUAAAAAUAUCAGUAAUGCUGGUUAUAAGUUCCAUUCUGACUUGGAAAUCUUUCACCAUUUGCAGAUAGAAAGAAGUUCUAAAGCACCACAAUGGCUAGAACACUGGCCCUGCUUGUGCUAGCCAUAGUGGCAACCUGUGCCUUGGUACAGACCACAACCGCAGGGACCACCCAUGUGGUCGGAGACAGCUUGGGCUGGGUGGUUCCCAUUGGAGGUCCCGUUGUCUAUGCCACUUGGGCUGUUUCCCAUACCUUCUUAGUUGGUGAUAUCUUAUUGUUCAAUUUCACAACUGGAGAAGAAGAUGUAGCUAGAGUGACAAGGGAAGCAUUUCUAACCUGCAAUUCAACCAAUCCAAUCAGCCUCAAAACCACUGGUCCAGCCAAUUUUACGUUGGACACACUGGGGGAGUACUAUUUCAUUGGCACUUUGGACAAGCACUGCAUCUUGGGACAGAGGUUGGCCAUCAAUGUCACUGCACAUUCUGAACCGACUCCCGCCCCAACUCCGCCUCCAGCUCCAGCUCCAAGAGAGCCGAAAAACUACACCGUCGGCGACAAACUCGGAUGGCUAAUCCCUCCACCAGAUCCUCUCGGUCUCUUCUAUGCCUCAUGGGCUUAUAACAAGACUUUCUUAGUUGGUGACACCUUAAUUUUCAACUUCUACAAUGGAUCCGACGAUGUUGCUGUGGUAACAAAAGAAGUGUUCGAUUCCUGCAACAUCACUUCAACUCUCGAGGUAUUCAACUCAACACCGGCGAAUAUAGCCCUGAAUUCCACCGGCGAACAUUACUACACCUCCACCUACGAAAAACACUGCAUGUUAGGACAGAAACUAGCGAUCAAUGUGACCGAACAUACCACUCCCAGUCCUGGCUCAGCCCCUUCUCCUUCUACCACUGCACACCCACCCUCCCAUACGGUCUCUCCUUCUCCCGCCACUACACAUCCACCCUCCCAUACGGUCUCUCCUCCCGCCACUACACAUCCACCCUCCCAUGCGGUCUCUCCUUCUCCGGCCACUGCACACCCACCCUCCACUCCGGCCUCUCCUUCAUCCCCGGCAGGUGGAGCUGUGGCUCCUCCACCGAAAAACUCCGCUCCACCGGUAACCGCCGGCGGCCGCCUCUACAUCUGUACUUUCCUGGUCUUCGUCAUGGCCUCCGCAUUCUAUUUCUAAGCCUUUUUUUUCCUUUCGAUUUUAGUUCUAAAGGAAAAUACAUGAAAGCGGAAAUAAUUUGAAAGUUAAAUUACAAAUUUAGUUUAUACCGUUUUUAUGAUUUUAAAAGCUAGGGUUUAAUGUUUAUGAUUUUAUAAAACUUUAUAAAUAUUUCAAUACGAUUAUUUAUAAAGAUUUUACGAAACUAUACAGAUUGAAUUCUACUUAUAAAUGAUAGAAACUAAAUUUCAACUUUCUCCAAAUCAUAUAGAGCUAAAUUUACAAUUUAACUUUAUUUGUAUCAAUUUUUAGUACAUGGUGUAUGAGAAUAUAUGUAAAUGAUAAUUAAGUUGUUAGGUCUUGAUAUUUAUUGAAAUAAAUGAAUGUUUGUACUGAAUGUCGAGCACAUAAAGACCAUGAUAUCUCUCUUUCAAGAAACAAUUAUAACAUUGUUUGAUACUAA
Cucumis sativus (cucumber) is the source of this 1753-nucleotide messenger RNA. RefSeq names its product early nodulin-20. Gene Ontology annotation, cellular component: plasma membrane. Bases 226 to 1311 code for a protein of 361 amino acids. Lineage: Eukaryota; Viridiplantae; Streptophyta; Magnoliopsida; Cucurbitales; Cucurbitaceae. The transcript has 3 exons. Gene Ontology annotation, molecular function: electron transfer activity. The record is from RefSeq and is a predicted model, not a curated record.